Molecule: messenger RNA, 2300 nt
Organism: Rosa rugosa (rugosa rose)
Lineage: Eukaryota; Viridiplantae; Streptophyta; Magnoliopsida; Rosales; Rosaceae
Product: ras-related protein RABB1c-like
Exons: 12
Coding region: 598-1074 (158 amino acids)
Cellular component (GO): Golgi apparatus
Molecular function (GO): GTPase activity; GTP binding
Source: RefSeq, a predicted model, not a curated record
UUAUCUGUAUUAUUGUUUUCACACAGAAAUGCGUGUGAAACCUUAUCUGCAUAUUAUCUCCGUUCCAGUUUGUCUCUCCGAUCUCUCUUUAUUCUCUGCAUCUCCCUCUUUCUCCCAGCUCUACAGUACAGUUGGGAGUAUGUCAAGUCCUCCAACGUAUAAAAGGGUGUGAGAUGACAGAAAUUCAAGGAUAUCUUGAUUCCAAGUCAAUUUGAUGAAGGUAAUGUGCCUCUCAUGCCACAGAAAUUCAGAUACACAUGGGAGGCACGUGAUAGCAAUACAACCCUAAAGCAAUCUCAGAUCGAUCGAUCGAUCCCUCUCUCACAUCGCUAUCCCUUCUCUCUCUCUCUCCGCCCCCGAAUUUGAUUCACCCGUAUCGUAUCAGAGGAGGUGAUUGAGGUUGCGAGUUCCGGCUGCGAUGGGAAGCACCUGAUUGAUAUCCUUCUCCUUCUCAUCGUCAUCUCGCUCAUCGAUAUCCUUCUCCCCCAAUUUGAUUCUGCUGCCGCAUUCCUAAAUUAGAAGGAUUUGGCCCAGUUCACCGACAAACGCUUCCAGCCCGUGCACGAUUUGACUAUUGGUGUUGAGUUUGGAGCUAGGAUGAUCAACAUUGAUAACAAACCAAUCCAGAUUCAAAUUUGGGACACGGCUGGUCAAGAGUCAUUCAGAUCCAUUACACGAUCCUACAAUAGAGGAGCUGCUGGCGCUUUGCUUGUCUAUGACAUCACCAGGAGAGAAACUUUUAAUCAAUUGGCUAGCCGGCUUGAGGAUGAGAGGCACCAUGCAAAUGCAAACAUGACCAUAAUGUUAAUUGGUAAUAAGUGUGAUCUUACUCAUAGACGAGCUGUGAGCACAGAGGAAGGGGAGCAAUUUGCAAAGGAACAUGGAUUGAUCUUCAUGGAGGCCUCUGCUAAAACCGCUCAGAAUGUUGAGGAGGCAUUCAUAAAAACCGCUGCAACCAUAUACAAGAUGAUUCAAGAUGGCGUUUUUGAUGUAUCAAAUGAGGUACUACUAAUUGUGCGUUUUCUCCAGCAUGAGUAUCAUCUUGGCCGACCUUUCAACCAAGAAUGUUUUUGAUCCUCAGCAAAUGCGUAUUUCCGUACAGGGAAGUGGUGUUUAUAUAAAGAGGGAAAGAGGUUGCAGCAUCGACCCCAUACACAUUGAUGAUCCCCUUUUUUUUAUUAAUAAUGUGGGACGCAAUUGCUUUUGGAUACAUCAAUGUAUCAAGGUUUUGCACCACUGGGCUUCCUAGUGACGUUGUUGUUGAAGUUGGAGAAAUGUCUUUCCAUCUUCAUAAUUUUCUUUUGCUCUCAAGAUGUGGAGUCAUGGAAAGUUGAUUUCAGAAGCAUCUGAAGAUGGAGAAGAAGCAUGCAAUAUAAACCUCCCUCAUAUUCCUGGUGGGCUAAAACUUUCGAACUGGUAGCCAAGUUCUGCUAUGGGGUGAAACUUGAACUGACUGCAACUGACUGCUUCAAAUGUUGUAUGCCUGCGAUGUGCUGCUGAGCACCUUGAAAGGACUGAAGAGUGUGGGAGGUAAUUUGUCCUUGUCUUCAGAGGAGAGUUGUCUGCCCAUCGCUACCAUCGUUUUCUGCAUUAGUUAUAUCCAGGCUUGAAGAGGAUUGAGCUCUGUGCAGUUGGAACCAAAAUCGAUGAUACCAGCUCUGUUGGCAUCAAAUAUGGUCUCGAUUAUUGUUAUUUUCGAGCACUAGCUUUUUGUUGAUAGUUUGUUACUUUUCUUGCUGUUACUAAUGUUCUUGUCUCUGACAUGUCUAGCUGCCAUAUUUUAUUUUAUUUUUUUUAUCGGAAUCUUGCUGCCAUGUUGAAUGGAAAUUUUUUGGAGAUGUCAGAAAUUCCAAAGUUUUUCCUAGCAUCGCUUUAUUUUAAUUUUUGGUGGUUACUGACUAUGGCUUGCUGGAUACAUCUUAAUAGGGGAGCCAAAGAGGGCAGGUAGAUGGGACAUGUUCCUGUUUACUGACUAUGGCUUGCUGCUUUAUUUUAAUUUUUGGUGGUUACUGACUAUGGCUUGCUGGAUACAUCUUAAUAGGGGAGCCAAAGAGGGCAGGUAGAUGGGACAUGUUCCUGUUUAAUUGUUGUUCAAGACCACCUCAAUUACAAGCUCAAUCCUAGUAUAUCCAUAUAUAGAAUUUCUUAAUCUUGUUGUCAAUCUAUUCCUUACAUGGAAAUAGAAAUUGUGUGAGAGCUCCUUGGAGAAAUCAAGUUUAAAUUACUUUCAUUGUAUAGAACUAGUGUAUAAAUUACUUCUGAUUAUAGAUAUGUAUAAACUCAACCUAAUAGUUUGACCA